AUGCAGACCAUCCUUUCGGAGGUGACGUGGCGCAAUUUCGACCGAAACGGAGAUGUUGCGAUCAUGGCAGCUCGCAGCAAAUGCAAGCCUCCGUCACGUGGAACGACGCGCCUGCACUUCGUCACUCGGCCCCGGAAAGAAGCAGAGCCCAUGGGCUCAUGGGAUCAGUGA
Messenger RNA from Symbiodinium pilosum, 171 nucleotides. The record is from the annotation of a GenBank genome assembly. NCBI's taxonomy places the organism in Eukaryota, Dinophyceae, Suessiales, Symbiodiniaceae.